AUUAGGGAUUGGUCCUGCUUUGAGCAGGGGGUUGGACUAGAUGUCCUCCUGAGGUCCCUUCCAACCCUGGUAUUCUAUCAUCAGCAGCAGCUUAUUUGAAUUUGCUCACAUCUUUGUUAAGUGGGGUUGAUAGCCAUUAGGAAUGAUUUGCAGAAAGUGCUAGGCACUUAUGCUGAAGUACAGUGAAUGUUACAAGAUACUUUAUCUUCUGAAAAGUCAUCACUGCCUGACCUUCAAUAGAAGCCAGACACAUAACUGCUAUUAUGCCUUUGAAAAUUCCCCCCCCAGUCUCAUAAUUUUCUUCUUUUUGGUAAAGUUUGCAAACCUUGUAACAUGAAAAAUACACAGACAUCAGCCUGUAUAGAUAUGCAUAGAUCAGGCUCUCAGUCCUGCUAUGAGGUACUUUUCUGACUAUAGAAGAAUUAACAAUAAAAAGAAAAGUGAUGGCAAAAUAUAGUAACUAGCCCUAAGAACAACAGAAUUUAGUUAACAAACCUCCCAAAAGCCAGAAAAUCCCCAAUGAACCAUUGAAGAAUUCAUGUUUGUUCCAGUACUAUGGUUCAGAAGACAGGAACUGAAAUCCCCAAGAUAUAAAAAAGAAAUAUCAUAUUGUAGUAAUAGGGGGAUACCCCUUUGAAACAUUUGGCACAUUCAGAACAGUAUCUUCCCACACUACAGCACUAGGAAACAGACUGAAAUGUAUUUACUGACAAAUAGGAGCCAAAAGAUUGGGUUCAUUCACUAACAGAAAUGGGAGUCUCCUGCUCAGGAUGAGUGAAAAUUCCCACAAUUACUCCUUUUCUUUUUACUACAGGGAGGAGUUUCAAGUGUUGCAUUAUUAGAGGCACAUUUCCUCACUUAAGAAGGGGAAGGCAAGUACUGAAGCUGGGAGGGAACUCAGAGAAGAUUAGUACCAAUAUUCAGAUAAAACUCAUUUCCUUAAACCCUGAGCUGUUUGAGAAUCUCCACAAGGGGACUGAUAACAGCGUAAGUGUUAGAGCUAUUGUAAUUUCUUCCCCAUGUUUCACUUGGUAUGUAGUGACAAGUGCUGGUGAAUGCAGUCUCUAGUCUAGGAAAAGCGUGCCCGUUGCUAGGAGUAUGGAAGGAAAAGAGAGAGGGGAAUAGAUUUGAUCAUAGAGUUGAUUUUCAAAAUAUUUUUUUUCUUGAACUCAUGGCUGGGAAACCCAAACUUUACUACUUCAAUGGAAGAGGACAAAUGGAAUCCAUACAUUGGCUGUUGGUGGCAGCUGGAGUUGAGUUUGAAGAAGAAUUUUUGGAAACAAGAGAAUAUGAAAAGCUACUAAAGGAUGGGGUCCUGCUAUUUCAACAAGUGCCCAUGGUGGAAAUUGAUGGGAUGAAGAUGGUGCAGACCAGAGCCAUUCUCAGCUACAUAGCAGGGAAACACAAUCUCUAUGGAAGGAGAGAGCAAUGUACAGUUGACAUGUAUGUGGAAGGAACAGGCGAUCUGAUGGAUGUGAUCAGGGUUCACUAUAAAUUACCCCCCAAGGAAAAGGAGAAGAAUCUUGCUUUAAUCAAUGAGAGGGCCACAACUAGAUAUUUCCCAGUCUAUGAAAAGAUAUGUGGCAGUGAAGGAACAAUUUACAGUCAGCACACAAUGCUGAAAGGAAAACUCAUGAACUUGUAACUGUAAUAAACAAUUUUCUGGCCAUUAAUCUGGGUUUUAAAAUGAAAUAUAAUUAUCCUACAAGUUCUGUAGACCCUGUACCUACUGAAGCAUCUGCAGUUAGAGCCUAAUUUGAUUUUAAUGGAACUCUCUGAAAGUCAGAUCACCUGCAGGAUUGGGACCUCAAAAAGAAUAAAUGUGCUAGAGAUGAUCGGGGCAAACAG
This is a messenger RNA of Dermochelys coriacea (leatherback sea turtle), 1848 nucleotides long. RefSeq names its product glutathione S-transferase-like. The record is from RefSeq and is a predicted model, not a curated record. Gene Ontology annotation, molecular function: glutathione transferase activity. The transcript is spliced from 4 exons. The coding region runs from base 1172 to 1645 and encodes 157 amino acids. Gene Ontology annotation, biological process: xenobiotic metabolic process; glutathione metabolic process. NCBI's taxonomy places the organism in Eukaryota, Metazoa, Chordata, Testudines, Dermochelyidae.